AAAAAUUCAACACAUACGUGACCCUCAAAGUGCAGAAUGUGAAGAGUACCACGAUUGCAGUGCGGGGAAACCUUCCAUGCUGGGAGCAAGAUUUCAUGUUUGAAAUCAAUCGCCUGGACCUCGGGUUGACAGUGGAGGUGUGGAAUAAAGGUCUCAUUUGGGACACCAUGGUGGGCACAGUUUGGAUCCCUCUACGCACAAUUCGGCAAUCCAAUGAGGAAGGCCCGGGGGAGUGGGUCACCCUCGACUCUCACGUCAUCAUGACCGACAACGAGAUCUCUGGGACCAAGGACCCCACCUUCCAUCGCAUCCUCUUGGAUACCCGCUUCGAACUGCCACUGGAUAUCCCCGAGGAAGAAGCCCGCUAUUGGGCCAAAAAACUGGAGCAGCUCAAUGCCAUGCGAGACCAGGAUGAUUAUUCGUUCCGGGAAGAGCAAGAGAAACCCCUUCCAGUGCCGGGCUCACAGUGCUGCAACUGGAAUUAUUUUGGCUGGGGAGAUCAACAAAAUGACGACCCCGACAGCACCGUGGACGACCGGGACAGCGACUACCGCAGUGAGACCAGCAAUAGCAUUCCGCCCCCAUACUACACCACCUCCCAGCCCAAUGCGUCAGUCCACCAGUACCCCAUGCGCCACCAGCAGCGAGCAUCCCACGACUCCUACCCAGAGAACUAUGAGAUGGACUACUCAGAUCAUCGGCCAAUCAGCCCCACGGGGAGCAGCCGGUAUGCCUCGUCGGCCGAGCUGAGCCAGGGGAGUUCCCAGCUUAGUGAUGACUUUGACCCCGAAGACAUUAGUCUACAAGGCUCGGAGUUAGAUGAGCGGGACGGGGACUCCUAUCACUCCUGCCACAGUUCGGUGAGUUACCACAAAGACUGGGAUGAAGAGGAGGAGGACAUCUCUCUGGAGGAGGACAAAUUCAGUGACGAAUACAGUGACAAUGAGGAGUAUUACCGCGAGGACGAGAUACCGGAAGCCCCGCUCCAGGAGACGCCGCAAGUCUCCCCGCCCCAGCAGAAGCCGCAACAGGUGCAGGUGCAGCCGCAGAAGCUGCCACAGGCGCAGCCGCUGCCACAGAAGCCGCCACAAGCUCAACCGCCACCCCCGCAGCCUGUGCAACUAAAGCAGCAGCUGCCGCUGCAGAAGGUGCAGCAAGUCCCGCCGCCGCAGCAGCAAAAAAUGCAGCAGCCACCGCAACUGCCGCCGCAGCAGGCGCAACAGAAGCCCCAGCCCUUGCAGCAACAGGAACAGAAAGGGGAGAAGGUGGACGAAGCUCUCCCCAUCCCCCAGGAGGAGCUACCCGUGGAGGAGACCUUGGUCAAGGAAAAAGAGCAAGUGGAAGAACCCCCCGAGACAGAGGAGAGGGAGAGAGAGCCGGAGAUCACGGUGGACCCUAAAGCGCGGGCGAAAGCCAACUGGUUACGAGCGUUCAACAAAAUCACCAUGCAGCUUCAAGAGGCCCGAGGUGAAGGAUCCGGGGAAUCCAAAUCUCUCUGGUUUAAAGGCGGGCCGGGAGGAGGGCUGAUCAUAAUUGAUAGCAUGCCCGACAUUCGCAAGAGAAAACCCAUUCCCCUAGUUAGUGAUUUGAAAAACCAUGUUUACAAGAAGACCCUUCAAGCCUUAAUCUACCCCAUCUCUUCCACAACCCCCCACAACUUUGAGGUGUGGACGGCCACCACGCCCACCUACUGUUACGAGUGUGAGGGCUUGCUGUGGGGCAUUGCGCGCCAAGGGAUGCGGUGCACCGAGUGCGGGGUGAAAUGCCACGAGAAGUGCCAAGAUCUCCUCAACGCUGACUGCCUACAACGAGCGGCAGAGAAAAGUUCUAAGCACGGAGCCGAGGACCGGACGCAGAACAUCAUCAUGGUGCUGAAAGAUCGCAUGAAGAUCCGGGAGCGCAAUAAACCGGAGAUCUUUGAGCUGAUCCAGGAGAUCUUUGCAGUCUCCAAGGCCAUUCACACUCAGCAGAUGAAGGCCGUCAAGCAGAGCGUGUUGGACGGCACCUCCAAGUGGUCGGCCAAGAUCAGCAUCACAGUUGUUUGUGCGCAAGGCCUGCAGGCGAAGGACAAGACCGGCUCCAGCGAUCCGUACGUCACUGUCCAGGUUGGGAAGACCAAAAAGAGGACGAAGACCAUCUACGGCAACUUGAACCCGGUCUGGGAGGAGAACUUCCAUUUUGAAUGCCAUAACUCUUCCGACCGAAUCAAAGUCCGUGUCUGGGACGAAGAUGAUGACAUCAAGUCCAGGGUGAAACAGCGCUUCAAGAGAGAGUCCGACGACUUUCUGGGCCAGACGAUUAUCGAAGUGCGGACUCUGAGCGGGGAGAUGGACGUCUGGUACAACCUCGACAAGCGGACGGACAAGUCAGCCGUGUCUGGCGCCAUCCGGUUGCACAUCAGCGUGGAGAUCAAAGGCGAGGAGAAAGUGGCACCAUACCACGUGCAAUACACCUGCCUCCAUGAGAACCUCUUUCAUUUUGUGACGGACAUCCAAAACAACGGUGUGGUCAAAAUCCCAGAUGCCAAGGGCGAUGACGCUUGGAAAGUUUAUUUUGACGAGACAGCUCAAGAGAUUGUGGAUGAGUUUGCCAUGAGAUAUGGGGUCGAGUCCAUCUACCAGGCCAUGACGCACUUUGCCUGUCUCUCCUCCAAAUACAUGUGCCCUGGGGUGCCAGCAGUUAUGAGCACCCUUUUGGCCAACAUCAAUGCUUACUAUGCUCACACCACUGCCUCCACCAACGUCUCUGCCUCUGACCGUUUUGCUGCUUCCAAUUUCGGGAAAGAACGGUUUGUCAAAUUGCUGGACCAGCUACACAAUUCCCUUCGGAUCGAUCUCUCCAUGUACCGGAAUAACUUCCCUGCCAGCAGCCCCGAACGGCUGCAAGACCUCAAAUCGACCGUGGACCUGCUGACCAGCAUCACCUUUUUCCGGAUGAAGGUUCAAGAACUCCAGAGUCCGCCGCGAGCCAGCCAGGUGGUAAAAGACUGUGUGAAGGCCUGCCUCAACUCAACAUACGAGUACAUCUUCAACAACUGCCACGAACUCUACAGCCGCGAGUAUCAGACCGACCCGACCAAGAAGGGAGAGGUGCCACCAGAGGAACAAGGCCCCAGCAUCAAGAAUCUGGAUUUCUGGUCCAAACUUAUCACCUUGAUAGUGUCGAUCAUUGAGGAAGACAAGAACUCAUACACACCCUGCCUCAACCAGUUCCCUCAAGAGCUGAACGUUGGAAAGAUCAGCGCCGAAGUGAUGUGGAACCUUUUCGCUCAGGAUAUGAAAUAUGCAAUGGAAGAACAUGACAAGCAUCGUCUGUGCAAGAGCGCCGACUAUAUGAAUUUGCACUUUAAGGUGAAGUGGCUGUAUAACGAAUACGUCACCGACCUCCCUUCCUUCAAGACCCGAGUCCCCGAAUAUCCUGCAUGGUUUGAGCCUUUUGUCAUACAGUGGCUGGAUGAAAAUGAGGAAGUUUCGCGAGAUUUCCUGCAUGGAGCACUGGAACGGGACAAAAAGGACGGGUUCCAGCAAACAUCGGAGCAUGCCCUUUUCUCCUGUUCCGUGGUGGACGUCUUCUCCCAGCUGAACCAGAGCUUUGAGAUCAUCAAGAAGUUGGAGUGCCCUGAUCCGCAGAUCGUGGGACACUACAUGCGCCGGUUUGCCAAGACCAUUAGCAAUGUCUUGCUGCAGUACGCCGAGAUCAUCUCAAAGGAUUUUGCCUCCUACUGCGCCAAAGAGAAGGAGAAAGUGCCCUGCAUCUUGAUGAACAACAUUCAACAGCUUCGUGUCCAGCUGGAGAAAAUGUUUGACGCCAUGGGAGGGAAAGAGCUGGACACAGAGGCCAGCGACAUCCUCAAAGAGCUUCAGGUGAAACUGAACAAUGUCUUGGAUGAGCUGAGCCGGGUGUUUGCCACCAGUUUUCAGCCACAUAUCGAGGAGUGUGUGAAGCAGAUGGGAGAUAUCCUGAGUCAGGUGAAGGGUACUGGGAACGUCCCCGCCAGCGCUUGCAGCAGUGUGGCUCAGGAUGCCGACAACGUGUUGCAGCCCAUCAUGGAUCUUCUGGACAGCAACUUGACCCUCUUUGCCAAGAUCUGUGAGAAGACAGUCUUGAAACGAGUGCUGAAGGAGCUUUGGAAACUGGUCAUGAACACCAUGGAGAAGACCAUCGUGCUUCCCCCCCUCACUGACCAAACGAUGAUUGGGACUCUCUUGCGAAAGCAUGGCAAGGGGACAGAGAAGGUAACUCCACCACUUUGGUUCUUUGACUGUCUGUCUGUAGGGACAGGGCCCGAACCAAAAUCAAAAAGAGGGAAACCAAAAUCGCAGUCCAGUUUCAUUGUUAAUCAGGGCACGGAGGAGGAGGAGGACGAAGAGGAGGCCAAGGCCUUGAACGUUGGCCUCGAAAGCGGCAUCAAAGCGGCCUCUGAGAAACACAUUGGGAAUGAAAACGAACGGAACGAAAAAGUUCCUGAUGACCGAAACAAAAGUUUCGGUGUUCGGAUCCCACUCUCCACCCUGCCCGG
Gekko japonicus is the source of this 4519-nucleotide messenger RNA. RefSeq names its product unc-13 homolog A (C. elegans) (gene UNC13A). Gene Ontology annotation, molecular function: diacylglycerol binding; calcium ion binding; calmodulin binding. The record is from RefSeq and is a predicted model, not a curated record. The transcript is spliced from 35 exons. The annotation marks the transcript as partial. Gene Ontology annotation, biological process: synaptic vesicle priming; dense core granule priming; presynaptic dense core vesicle exocytosis. Lineage: Eukaryota; Metazoa; Chordata; Lepidosauria; Squamata; Gekkonidae. Gene Ontology annotation, cellular component: terminal bouton; presynaptic membrane; synaptic vesicle membrane.